AUGAAAUCCAUUCAGUUUGCAAACGUUGAGGAGCAGUAUCGAAAGUACGCCGGUGAGCUGCGUACUUCCGAUGUACAGAAGUUGCGUGAAUGGGUCAGCAGUCAACCGCAUUUACCACCGGUCACCGAGUUGGAAUUGAUUCUAUUUCUUCACUCAAACUACUACGAUCUGGAAGCGGCACAACGUACGAUCGAGUGCUACUAUACCUUCCGAACGAGCUGUAAGAACCUGUUCGGGAAUAGAAACCUCGAAGCAAAAGCGAUACAGAUGGCCAUGGAUGUACUAGAUCUUGCCAUCCUUCCUGAGUUGACACCCGAGGGUUAUCGAGUCAUGCUGGCGAAGAUCGUUGAUCCGGACGCAAGCAAAUUUUCUCUCAGCACCAUACUGACCCUUGCGAUAAUGUGCGUGGAUAUACAACUCUUUGAAGAAGGAUGCAACAAUGGUUCAAUUCUUAUCAUCGACAUGGACGGUAUUCAUCUGGGCCACCUGCCAAAGCUCGGCAUAUUUACGCUCAAGGAUCUGCUGUACUUCAUCCAGGAGGGACUCCCAAUACGGCUGAAGGGAUUACAUCUGGCCAACGUGGUACCGUUCAUCGAUCGCAUCAUGACCAUGAUCAGACCGUUCAUGAAGAAGGAGUUGCUUGAGAUAUUCCAUUUACACACCAGCAUGCAGACGCUUUUCCCCCAUAUUCCACAGCAUCUACUACCAUCCGAUUAUGGAGGUAUCGUACGACCUCGCAAAGUACUCAGAGAUAAUUUAUACAACCAUACCACCGAAUGUGGAGACUUUCUGAUCAAUUACGAUAUGAUAAAACGCGUGGACGAGAGCAAACGUAUCGCCAAACAGCGCACAAUGGCUAAUCUAUUUGGGUUGUUCUGA
Messenger RNA from Anopheles marshallii, 879 nucleotides. RefSeq names its product alpha-tocopherol transfer protein-like. The coding region runs from base 1 to 879 and encodes 292 amino acids. Lineage: Eukaryota; Metazoa; Arthropoda; Insecta; Diptera; Culicidae. The record is from RefSeq and is a predicted model, not a curated record. Gene Ontology annotation, molecular function: phosphatidylinositol bisphosphate binding. Gene Ontology annotation, cellular component: membrane. The transcript is spliced from 4 exons.